Bombyx mandarina (wild silkworm) is the source of this 2299-nucleotide messenger RNA. RefSeq names its product YKT6 v-SNARE homolog (gene Ykt6). Lineage: Eukaryota; Metazoa; Arthropoda; Insecta; Lepidoptera; Bombycidae. Gene Ontology annotation, cellular component: Golgi apparatus. The record is from RefSeq and is a predicted model, not a curated record. Gene Ontology annotation, molecular function: SNAP receptor activity. Gene Ontology annotation, biological process: endoplasmic reticulum to Golgi vesicle-mediated transport.
AAAUAACCAAGGCCAAAUAGUAAAAAAAUCACUUUUUACGAUUUCACGAAGAAAAAUUAUCUUACAAAUGUAUUAAAAUAAUUUUAAGACUUGUCUGAUUUCGGGUAAUCUAAUAUUGUAGCACGUCCAAGAUUGUACAAACAUAAAAUUCAUUCAGAAGGCUCAUUUACAACGAAUUAAACGACGAGCUAUUGAAUCUUGGAGACCGAGCGAUAAAAAUUAUCUAAUAAAAAUGGUGAAAGUUUAUGCACUACUUAUAUUGUACAAAGGGAUUAAUAAUGCAUCCAUUCUGAAAGGUGCUUAUGAUCUUCGGAGUUUUAGUUAUUUUCAAAGAAGUUCAGUGCAAGAAUUUAUGACUUUUGUUAGUAAAACUAUGGUAGAGAGGACACAUCCAGCAUCAAGGCAGUCAGUUAAGGAAGGAGAGUAUAUGUUGCAAGUGUAUGUGCGUGCAGAUAAUUUGGCUGGAGUAUUGAUAUCCGAUCACGAGUAUCCUAACAGAGUGGCACACACUUUGAUCACUAAAACUCUUGAUGAGUUUACAGCUGCAGUUCCAUCAAGCACUUGGGCUACGGGUAAAGAAUCAACAAUUGAUUUUCCAUCAUUGGCUUUACAUUUAGAAAAAUACCAGAAUCCCAAAGAAGCUGAUGCAUUGACGAAAAUUCAAAAUGAUCUGGAUGAAACGAAAAUUAUUUUACAUGAUACAAUAAAAGCUGUACUUGAGAGAGGUGAGAAAUUAGAUGAUUUGGUUGCUAAGUCAGACAGCCUGUCGAUGCACAGUAAAGCAUUUUAUAAGACUGCGGCAAAAACUAACAGUUGUUGUAAUUUUUGAACAGUAUCUUAUUAUGAUUAACUGUUAACAAAAAUGGCCAUAACUAUUGUAGUAUUGUUGAUAGUUGCUGAAUGCUAUGUACUAUUUCAAAAAAUUAUAUGAGGUUUGAUAUAGCUUUUAGGGAUUAUAAAAUAUAAUUGUAUCUCUGAUUAAUCUGUAACCUGUCACUAAGAGAGUGGCAACUAGCUACAAAUACUAAAACAAAUUUAGCAAAGGCUUGAAGAAUUAUCCUGACCCAUCGAAUUAAAAGUUCAAACAAAUAUUGAAUCAUCAUCUUUUCCUUAAGGAAUUUCCUUUUAUGUUUGUCUGGAAGUUUGUUUCCUAAAAUUUAAAAAUUUUAGAGGGAUAAUUUAUUUUAUUACCUCUUGAGAUUACGUUUGUGUCGUAAAUUAUGAUUGUAACUCUAAAUCAUACUAUUAUGGCUAAGAGCCAUAAAAAAAAAUCAGUAAAAGACUUGGGUUUGUUAGAAUUGGAGAGCAACAUAAUUAUUAACAUUACAACAUUAUUAUUUAUAUUAUUGAGUAAUUUAAGAGCAGUGAGUUUAAUGUUUAAACUACAAAUGGGUCAUCAUGUCAUACUAAUUAAAAUUGAUUAUUCCAAAGUAGUAUAGUAUAUCCUGAAAAUAACUCUAAGGUACCAAGUGUACAUAUGUUGUAACUUGUUAUUCUGUUGCAGAUUACUGUAGUAUACUUGAAUUCUUAAUAAAUUUUUGGUCUUAAUUGCAAUUGUUAAACAAGUCCAGAUGCAGACAUUUUGAAUUAUUUUCAUCAUCACAAUGAAUGUCGACUUACAGUAUUGGUCUAAGGUCUAAUAAAUGGGUUAAGGAUCGUAAUGGGUUAAGAUGUACAAAAAACCAUGCACAAAACAUUUGCAAUAACAGUUUAGAAAAGAAAGAUUGUGAAAGUGACUUAUUUCAUGGUUUUUACUAAAAUUUAAAUGUGAGCUUUAUUUAAGUGAUAAAUGGUUAAAUAGGAAUAGAAGUUUAACAAUUCAGAGAAAAAUGUUAUAAUUAUGAAUUAUGAAGUCUUCUUAUUGCAUUCCUCAAAAAUGAUGUUGUUAAAAAAUAAACAUAUCUAUGUAUGAAAAAAUUAUUAAUGGUAAUAAUGUAUAGGCCAGUUAUUAAAGAAAAAUUUGAUCAAAUGAUGCAGUUUAUCAAAUUCGAUUAUAUUAUACAAGUUGAAGUAGUUUGCAAAAUUGAUCUGAACUGUUGGCAUGAUGUAACAAUAUUCCGAUAAUAGCUAGCCAUUAGGAGAAAAUUGCCAUUCAAGAGUUGAAUUCGUGACAUUAAUUUAAACAGGCAAGAAUGAUCUGUUCUGCUCUUAAUUAAGAAAUUCAUUAUCAGCAGGCUUGUUUAUAUGCAUAUUAUUUAUUAUGUGCAAAUAUAAAGACAUUGCAUUGAUAAUGUUUAAUAUUUUGAAAAUAUUCAGUUCUUCAAUUGCGUCACAACUGUUAAACAACUUUGAUCUAGUG